AUGCGCGGGAGGCAGCCGGGCUGUGGGGCGCUGGCCCACGCUCUGUCCCGCACGCCCGCCGGGGCGUCUCGGGGCGCUCUGCGGACCCCAGGCUCCUGCCCGGCCCGGAUUCCCCGCCGCCCGCGCGAGCGUCACCGAGGCCCGAGGCCCGCCUCCCCUCCCCGCCGCCCCCAGCAGGCACCUGCCGCUCUCCUGCCGCCAGCAGGCCCGGGCCCGGCGCGCCUGCCCAGCCCGCAUUCCCCGGAGCACUCACCGUCCCGGUCCGGCCGCCGCGCUGCUCCGGGAGCUGUGGAGGCGUCGGCAGCCCACUCUUCAUUCAAGUGCUCCCGGCAGGGCCCUCCCCCGCCGGGAAAGGCUCUGGCCCCGCCCCAACCGCGCCCCCGGGCCCGCCCACUGAAGGGGCAGGUGCGGGCCGCGGCGGGGACCGGGCGGGGGGAGCUGCGAGACCCCCCGGGCGAGGGGCUGGGGCCUGGACUGGGAGCCUCCUGCCCCGGGGCCACGGCCCAGGAUCCCAGCGCCCCUGGAGCCGGCGCGCUUGGGCUGCCCAGUCCUUCCCCAGCCGCAGAGUCACGGCCCCGCCGGCUGCCGGCGGGGACACCGAAGCCGAGCUGGGAAGGCUCCUCCCCAGGCCGCGCGGCUUCGAACUGGCUCGGGAUCCGGGCCCCUGCGACCCAGGCCGCUGGCAGAUGUCACGGGCGGGAGCGGAGUUUUGUGCCCCCAUCUUUAGGGACGGCGGCCGGUGGCCGGAGCCUGGUGCUGGAGAUCGGGUUUGGGCAGAGACGCAGUCUGCCCUCCCCUGCCAGGCCAGCGGGCUCCCAACUCCGAGCACCACCAUCGGGGACGCUGGGGACUGAGCUCCAGGAACAGCUGACUCCGCUGGCGGGGGGAGCCCGGCCGUGCGGGCAGCUCUGUGACGCAGGCGCCCGGGACCCGGGGGAGCCUGGAUCCUGGUGCCCGCAGAGCCCGGCCUUGCCCAGACCCGGCCUCGUCUGGACUGGCAUUUCCCAGGCAGGGAGCUCAGCGUCACGGCGGGCCCCCUUUCCACCCUCCUGUGCAGCGUCGACAGAGGGGGAAAGGCCCCUUGCGUCCAGAGGACAUCCCGUGCUCCGGGCUGGCCCGGCGCCCGCCCGGCAGGUCUGGGCGAAGGGGUGGUCAGCCGUCCCCUUGGCAGGGGCCGCACAUUCCAGAAGGACCUCACCUCAGAAACCAGAGAGUCGCCCCGCCAUCUGGCUGUUCCACCCCUGGGUGUUUGCUUCCAACGUCGGAGGCCGAGACGUGGAAAGACGCUCCCACAGCCACCGUCACGAGGGCCUGGCUGCUGCCGACCAGGAGGAAGAUGCCGAGGAAGGCCCUACGGCGUGUCCGUGUCCCCGGUCCGGGGCCGCUGCGGUGGGCCGCUCGUCACUGGAAGUUGAGCUAACCAGUCGGGGCGGCCCCCACCUCGCUCGGCCGAGGGGGAAGCCCGCCGUCCUGAACCCCACCUGCCCGUCCUGCGGCUGCCCGUCCCGCGGGCACUCACACCUCUUGUUUAGCCCCUCGCCCCUCCACAGACUGGUGGGGGCGGGGCGAGCCCGGAGCGGAUGCGGCUGAGGCACAGGGGGCCGCCGGCUGGUGCUCAGUCUACGGAGCCACACCAGCUGGGGCCAAAUUUAAAACUUCAAAUCCAACUCAGGCCGCUGGAAACCAUCACACGUGUGUGGAGCAGCUCAGGCGAACGGAUGUCCCCUCCUGACGACACACUUCACGGAGUUUGAGGACCGCCAACAGUUCCCGGCAAACGUGUCCCCGCUGCGUGGAGGCGAGCUGCCAGCCUAGAAGAGCGCACGCCAGAUUUCGAAGGCUCCGCGGAGGAAAAGGAAAUUAAAACACCUCAUUAAUAAUUCCUGAUGCCCGUGACAUGUUGAAAUGCUAGUGUGGGGUGAUAUUGGAUUAAGUUAAAAGCGAUGCAAAUGAAUUCCCCCUCGUUCAUGUAAAAAUCACA
Phyllostomus hastatus (greater spear-nosed bat) is the source of this 1981-nucleotide messenger RNA. Its product is annotated as translation initiation factor IF-2-like. The transcript has 4 exons. NCBI's taxonomy places the organism in Eukaryota, Metazoa, Chordata, Mammalia, Chiroptera, Phyllostomidae. The record is from RefSeq and is a predicted model, not a curated record. The coding region runs from base 1 to 1590 and encodes 529 amino acids.